UGUGUUCCUAACUCCGGCGAACGGCGCGACGUAUUUUUACGAAUACCGUAUUCGUUAAUCGAAUACAAAUAUCGCGCGUGGAAGACAGUAUCCUUAGAAACGAAAUUGUGUGUGUUUGAACUUUGUGUAAAAUACGAUAUUUGUGUGUAAGUGGUGUGUGUGUUGUGUAUUAUUCGCUUGGGUCAAGUCCAACACCGCUGGGACAUAUUUGCACUAUGUAUAACGAUGGAUAUCUUCUACAAGCAAGCCAAAGUACCGGUCAAAGUUUAUAACAAGAUGAUGAAAGUAAUACAAUGAAGAUUACAACCGGUAAAGACGUAGAAUAGGGAAAUGUGUCCGCAAAGGUGAUAUAAGAAGAAAAUGGCCAUCUACAAACUGCCAUUACACAUUUGCAACUCAAUAAAGCAGUACUUAUGGAAAAAUGUAUCAAUAUUAAUAGACAAAUUACUGAAAGUGAGACAGGAGGGUACGGUGAAACGGAAAUGCAAAUUAGAAUCUCAGGAGAGAAUUACUUUGAUAGUACUGACAGUGUUGCUGCUAAGUGUUAAUUCCAGUGGUAACAGUUAUAGUGGUAGAAACUCUAUGUUAAGGACCAGAAUUAUAGGUACUAGGUACGGUAAAUUACAAGGCGUCAUACUUCCCAUGGAUCAACAUAAAUACUUGAAACCUGUGGAAGCUUAUUUAGGAGUGCCAUACGCGACACCGCCUACAGGAUCAAAUAGGUUUGCUCCCACUCGUGCACCAGCGCCCUGGGACGACGUGAAGACGGUAGACCACAUGGGUCCAGUCUGUCCCCAAAGAUUACCAGACAUUUCCAACGAGACCAUCACCCUAGAGAAGAUGCCUAAAGGAAGACUGGAAUACCUAAGGAGGCUGUUGCCAAGGCUAAAAAACCAAAGCGAAGAUUGUCUGUACAUGAACAUUUACACACCGGUUCAAGUUGGGCCAACGUUGCUAGCUAAAUAUCCAGUGGUGAUAUUCAUACACGGAGAAUCGUUUGAGUGGAAUUCCGGCAACGUGUACGACGGGGCCGUGCUAGCCAGCUAUGCGGGACUCGUGGUCAUCACUAUCAACUACAGACUUGGAAUAUUGGGUUUCCUGAAUGCAAAUCCAAUACCUCAUCUAAAGGCGCGCGUAGCCAACUAUGGUUUGAUGGACCAAAUCGCGGCGCUGCAUUGGGUGCAGCAGAACAUUGCGCUGUUUGGAGGAGACCCGGGCAAUGUCACCAUGUUGGGCCACGGGUCAGGCGCCGCGUGUAUCAACUUUCUUAUGAUUUCACCUACUGUUGUAACAGGUCUGUUCCACCGAGCUAUCCUUCUAUCUGGCUCAGCACUUAGCUUAUGGGCGCUCGUAGAAGAUCCCGUCAGCUAUUCCGUCCAACUCGCCAAACAAUCAAACUGCACGCUCCCCGAAGACAUCGUCAAAGACCACGAGCUAAUUGUGGACUGCCUUAGAGAAGUGCCCCUACAAGAACUGAUGUCCGCAGAUAUUAGUACACCAAGCUACCUCACAGCGUUUGGUCCAUCGGUGGACGGAGUGGUGGUAAAGACUGAUUAUGCGAAGGAACUGCUAACUUUCUUCAUACCGAAUGAUCUUCAAGGUUUCACCAGCGUGUCAGGAGUCAAUAAUAUAAAGGCGGACAAAAGAAGUGGUGAUAGGAUUUUCGGGAUAAGAGGCGGGCAGAAUAAAUAUGAUCUUCUCUUUGGCGUGGUAACGAGCGAAGCUCUUUGGAAAUUCUCAGCUCAGGAUAUACAAAACGGUUUCGAGGGCGAGCGAAGGGACAGGAUAAUAAGGACUUACGUAAGGAACGCCUACACAUAUCAUUUGAGCGAGAUAUUUUUUACCAUAGUCAACGAAUACACCGACUGGGAGAGAACUGUUCAGCAUCCAAUCAAUACAAGAGACGCGGCAGUGUUGGCUCUCUCGGAUGCCCAAUACGUGGCCCCGCUGGUCCAGACUGGAGACUUCCUCAGCGUCAGCAAGAGCUCCAUAGGAUCCGGCCCGAACACCUUCUUCUACGUGUUCGACUAUCAGACCAAAGAUGGAGACUAUCCACAGGUACGACGCAUGGGUUCCGUACAUGGCGAGGAGUUGCCGUAUCUGUUCGGCGCUCCUCUGGUGGAGGGGCUGGGACAUUUCCCCAAGAACUACUCCAAGUCCGAGGUGGCUCUAUCCGAAGCCUUCAUCUUGUACAUAGCUAAUUUUGUUAGAACUGGAAAUCCAAACGAAGCUCAACGACAAGAAGCAUUGCUUCCGAUAUCAAGAGAGCGAAACAAAUUCAAGAGUAUCUUUUGGGACGAAUACGACACCCUUCAUCAGAAGUAUUUAGAAAUUGGGAUGAAGCCACGGAUGAAGAACCAUUACCGAGCGCACCAACUGUCGGUUUGGUUGCGGCUAAUCCCCGAAAUCCACCGCGCGGGGAUGAAGGACGUCGUCGCCAAACACAACCUAUUCCGCAACCACAAUGACCCGGAAUUGUACGACGGCUUAGUUCGACCCGAUCCACUCACUCGCUCAAAUUACUACGAUCCUACGCUCGAGUUGUACCGCCGGCCCUAUAACGCAAGUCUCGAGAUACCGACCACUACCAUAGAGACGUACGUAACCACAUGCAUCAGCGUCAUGUCGCCCCGACCCGACUCACUUGUCACUCAAAGCCAGACCAACAACGCGACAACUCAAGACGCUUCCAAUUUAGAAGCCGCCGGCUACACUGCCUAUUCCACUGCGCUCAGCGUCACAAUAGCUAUAGGAUGUUCGCUAUUAAUCUUGAACGUCCUUAUCUUCGCCGGGGUUUAUUACCAAAGAGAUAAGACUAGAUUGCAAGUGAAAGCGUUACAGCAACAGAAACGGAAUCAUAAUUCCACUUUUGAUAGCGUGUCGUCGAAACAUCCGCAUUAUUUCGUCGGCCAUUCUCAGAGUUCGAGCACGAUCGUCGACAUCGAUCAUCAGGACAAGAACGCAAUUAUCGCGAUGACGAAUCGCGUUCCGCACUUCACUAAUACGAACUGUCCGAACGUCUGUCACACGGGGAUUCAAAUGUCGAGUUUAACGCAAAAGUCGAGUCCGACGAGUAGGGGCCAGUGCACGACUCUGCCUAGGAAAGUAGGAUUUAGCUAUCAGAACCAGAUUUGUAAUGCAUCUAACUGUAUGACACUGCCGAAGAAUGCUACUUUUAUGAGCGGGGCUAAUUUGCCUGACGUGCAAGCCCAGACUGGUCAAUUGCAGACUCCUGGGAACGGGUCUGUACCUUCGUCUUCGCCGCCUUCGCAACACUUCUCGCAGAAGUCCAGGGUCCCCCAAGCGGCCAUGUCCGAAAUGAAUGUAUGAGAAAUGGAGGAUAUUUACAAUUAUGUCUAAAGUGAAAGUGAAUACCGUGAUAGGGACACGAGUGCUGGCACUGGACAUCGCAUAGUUGUGAAUAUCGUGUGAAAACAAUUUACCGUGUAAAUAAACUGUGAGUUUGGAAAAGUAACAGGUACGUUUUAAGGUUUAUAGAUGUAUCAAUAUUAAUAUUACGUCAUUCGAAUGUACGUAUAUUUAAUGAACCCUCACCAUGUAUUCAUUGGUAUACAUUUUGUAUGAUAUGCAAGGUAUUAGAUACAUUUUCUAAUGAACAUCUAUGUGAACAAAAUUUAAUACUACUCGUAUAUCGUUCAAAAAUGUAUCGAAAGCAGAUGUUAUGUGUAUCUAUUUGUAUAUAAGUGAAUACAUGGCGUUACCCUGUAAAUACGACCAUUUCCAUUUUAAAUGGAUUUACGAAUAAAUUCCCACUUCCGAUUUUUACUUUUAUGCGUUAUACCUUUUUCAUCAUCUAUCCAAAUGUUUAAACGGAAAUUAAAAACAAAAUGUCGAGUACUGAAUUGUUAAUGUCCCUAUGGUUCUUAUUAAUGUCAUUAGUCAUUAAAUGGCAUCAUUGUAAAAAAAUUAGUACCUAAAGACUGUAUUACUUGUAAUAGUUACUGACUUAAAUUUCACCUAUAUUGUAGUGUCAAAUGCGCAACUUAUAAAUAUUCAAUUGAAUAGAAGCAGUCAUAAUUUUUUUUUAAUUUAAUGAAGAAUGAAUGACAAAUAUCAUAUUUAUUUAGCUAAUACUGGCCAAAAUUUGAUAAAUUUUCGUAUUUUACAAAAUUUAUCCAUGAGAUGUUGACUCCACAGAAUUCACUUCAAAGUUUUGUUUUUCAAUACUAGGGUUUGUUUUAUAAUAAGAACAUUUGUCAUAUUUUAAAUAUGACUUAAUUAUAUUCCCUUUCCACUACUAUUUAGUAUAGAAGUGUUACAACAACAGUUUAAAGGGCGGUUGCGGGCUAUGGAGCCAGUAAAGUACUCGUAGUAGUAGUAUUUCGAAAAAAAAUAAAAUUAAAUAUUAUUGUUUAGCACAAUUAUUAAUUUUAUUUUAUUUUUUGUGUAAAAUUGUCGCAAAUAUUGACAAAGUUUUCGCUGCAAAUAACAAUAUGAAUUUGGUGUUCAUGAUUCAAUGCAAAAGAAUCACCAUACCAAUAGUGAUAUUACAGAUUCCAGUUAUUACAAUUAAUGAUGUAAUGCGUAUAGACACUACAAAGUAGGUCAUGUCUUGUCUUAUAAAUUAAAUAUUAGACUCUUGCGUUAAUUAAAUUACAAUUCCAUAGAGAAAUUUUUCUAGUAAAUUCAAAAUUUACGAGCAAGAUGUUUAAAAUAAUUUUGUGUCAAAUCCGUAUGAGUAUGAAUCUGCGGUGAUUCAAAAAACUUUUAAAAUUCAAAAUAAAAAUUAUAUUACUUACCUACCAUGCUCAAUUAUACAUCACACCCACAAUUAACUAACCACCGAUUAAAUAGAAAUAAAGGAAAUUUGAGUUAAACUCAUAUCAUUAUGAGUUAUGGCAUAUAAACAUGCAAACACUGAAUUACGAGUAAAUCAAUUUUGUUUAGUUUAAUUGAUUAUGAUAUGCGAUGCAUGCUCAAUUUUACAUCAUAUAUUAAAUAAAAUAUUUGAAUCAGCAAAGUUUGAGUUUAACUCAUAUAAUAUUGAGUUGUGGUAAUACUAAAUUGAAUCAAUUAUGAAGUCUUGUUGCUCUGGAUUGACUUACAUAACCGGUGCAUGUUCAAUUUUACAUCACAGAGAGAAACUCAAUUUCCAUUCUCCAUUGUCUGUAAAUCCUUAUUUAAUUAUUCAAUUUCUUCCCACUGUUAAUGCAAACGGUUUAUUGUGUGGCGCACUUGCAAUCGCAAUCAUAUUUUAUAAUGCCUGCGAAAUGGUCUGUCUAAUUUUCAUAUUUCAAUUUCACGGUGGAUGCAAUUAAAGCUUAACAGCUCAAGCUUAAUGCUUAAUGAUUAAGGAGUGAAAGAGAAAUUUAAAAUGGCUUGGUGCGCUUUUAUUCCGUCACCGUCUAAGACAGGAUUUUCUAUAUGUUGGAAAGAAAAGGAGAAUUUGUAACCAAAUCCAAAAAAAUCUUUAUUAAAUUUUUACAGAUUAUACUAAACUUUAUAUAAAGUUGAUUCUUUUUAUUUCCGCGAUUAUUAUUUGAUUAUAUGUUAUAUAUAUUAUAUGUAUAUAUUUUCAAGGCAGAACUUUAAUUUUUACAGUCACAAUUGACGAUUUUGUGAUUGUGAGUGCGUCACUCAAUGAACCCCAGAUGGCGUUCCCUUGAUCAUUGAAUUAAUUAAUAUCGGAAUCAGAAUACUUAAUGGUCUGUAUCUUUAAUUUUAUUUAUGAAAAUUUUAUACAAAAAUUUAUAAUUAAAUUAAUUAUUAAAUUUCAAAUUUGUAUUUUGACGUUAUAAAUAUUUAUUGUGUGUUAAAUAUUUCUGUUUUGUUGUGUUGUAUUAAGGUCUAUUCCCACAUAUACCGUUUGUGUCAGGGAUGGGGCAGGAAUAUGCUUGCAUUAAAGAAAAAAAAACAUAAGUGACUUUUACCCUGUAAUAUUUUGUAAAACAGCCUUAAAAAAUUAAUGGUUUGUAUAAAAGUACUAGUAAAACAUAUAUAAAAAAGUCUUAAUAAAGCCACGAAUAUAUGCCAACAUUCGUGCCCAAAAGCUACUUACAAACUAUACUAAUAUUUUAAAGCUGAAAGUUUGUAUGUUUGUUUGCUUAAACUCGCUAAUCUCAGGAAUUACUGAUACGAUUUGAAAAUUAUUUUAGUGUUAGAUAGCCCAUUCAUCAAGGAAAGCUAUAGGAUAUGUGCCCGUAGGACUAUGGGGAUAACAUAUAUCCGUGGCGUCAGCUAGUUACAGUAUAAUACUGACAUUUAUAUAAAUAUUAGUUAGACAAUGCCUGUUGUACAGUGUACUGAUGCUUACCCAGGCUUAAGGUUGUCUGGCAGAAAUUUCUACUAACCAAUCACACCUAUAGCAAUGACAUCGUAUUUUUUCGGUAUGAUACAGUUUUACAUAAUUUAUAUUAUGUUUUUACGUGGUGUACUAAUAGAUAAAAGUACGCAUAAAUACGUUAUACGCAUAAAUAUAUUCAUAUUUCUAUUUAUAUAUCUUAUAUGUAUAUAUAUAUGUAAUAUUAAUUAUUGUAUGUUGGCUUUAUGUUAUUAUCAUUUUAUUUAUACGCUCUUAUCAAGGUUUUUUGUUUUUUGGUUUUUUAUUUUGUGUUUUAUUAUAUGAAUUUUUAUUUUGAAUGUAUUAAAAGUAUUUUGAUUAGUUGUUUAGUUUGUAAUUAUAACUGACUGUGACGUCACUCGGGUCUCAGCUGAAAAUCAGCGCUGCGCUUUGCUUUCCAGCGAUGAACGGCUAAUACUGAGCUGUAAACCCUUUCUGUUUGGUGUCACAGACAGUCAUAUAAUAUCUAAGAUAGGAUGUACUGUUUGUGACACUAAAAAGUGAAUAAACUUAUUUUCUUUCUUUCUUUCUUUUCUUUCUUUAUACUUCGAAGAAGUAAAAUUUUGUUAAAAGAAAACAGCUAAUUUAAUCGUAGUACAAUGUCACGAUAAAUGUCCGGCAGUCCGGUCACAUCCCUGACGCGGCACUGUUGUGUUUAGAUAGAGCUUUAAUGAAUUAACUAAUUUAGGUGCUCCUCUUGUGUGUAUUCGAGUAUUUGUAUAGAUUUCAACAAUCGAUUGUUGAUUUAUUUGUUCGAAUAACUAAAUAAUAUGUUAUCUAACCGUUACUACUACGAAUCUUAUGACAAGUAUUAAGUAACAAGAAAUAAGAUGGAAUAAAAUCAUAACAAAUU
Messenger RNA from Bicyclus anynana (squinting bush brown), 7154 nucleotides. Its product is annotated as neuroligin-4, Y-linked-like. The record is from RefSeq and is a predicted model, not a curated record. Gene Ontology annotation, biological process: presynaptic membrane assembly; postsynaptic membrane assembly; neuron cell-cell adhesion. Gene Ontology annotation, cellular component: cell surface; synapse; postsynaptic membrane. Lineage: Eukaryota; Metazoa; Arthropoda; Insecta; Lepidoptera; Nymphalidae. The transcript has 11 exons. Bases 361 to 3330 code for a protein of 989 amino acids. Gene Ontology annotation, molecular function: neurexin family protein binding; signaling receptor activity.